AUGACUGAACAGAUUGAGAAAUUAAGGUACAUCUCCAGCACUGGACACAUUACAUCCAGAAAAGACAUCCCUCUGGAAACAAAGGGCAUACCACCUACCCCAUUCACCCUCUCAAAAGAAAAGAUCCCAACUGAGAAAGACGUUUCCAAGAACCCCGCGAAGGCCGCCAUAAAGGAGUCCCUGAAUUCCGCAAGGGGACGGGUGUCUAGAAAGGGAAGCGGGACUGCGGGACGCUCGCGAAAUCUGGAAGCAGGUAAGUCCCUCGACUGGCCCCGUGGCGUCGCCCCAAAACUCGCUCGCGUCCUCCCGCUCCUUAGCUCCCGACGCACGCACCCCUCGCCCGGGUCAGACCUGCCCUCGAGGGCAGGAGCCCCGACCCCGGCCUUCCGGCCACCCACACAGCCUGCAGCCGCCUCCACCGCAGUGGACGCUUGGGCAGCCCGGACCCUGGACGGCAAUCCUCCGGCUGGUGUUAAAGGACCCGCGUCCGGAACCCGGAGCCGACGCCCAAACUCACCGGAGUACUCCAUUCUGCGCUCAGGACGCCGACGCCAGGUCCACACUUACGGCCGCUGUCCCCGAGGAUUGGCGCUCACCGCCCCCAUCCCCCAGCGCCCUCUGACGCCAGGCCAGAAGCCGCCACCAACGCCCCUGCAGCCACCGCCACCACCGCGCAGGGAGCCGCAGCCCCGCCCCCUGAGCCUCACGCCUCUCGCUCAGCCCCGCCCCGCUCGCCGAGGCCAAGCCGAUUGGCCUGCUCUCCUGGGGGGCGGGGAUUCCCGCCCAGGAGCAGGUGGGGUGGCGGCUGGUUUCUGGGACGGCCUAUGA
Messenger RNA from Elephantulus edwardii (Cape elephant shrew), 828 nucleotides. Its product is annotated as basic proline-rich protein-like. Lineage: Eukaryota; Metazoa; Chordata; Mammalia; Macroscelidea; Macroscelididae. The transcript is spliced from 4 exons. The coding region runs from base 1 to 828 and encodes 275 amino acids. The record is from RefSeq and is a predicted model, not a curated record.